This is a messenger RNA of Hermetia illucens (black soldier fly), 1469 nucleotides long. RefSeq lists its product as uncharacterized. The transcript has 4 exons. Gene Ontology annotation, biological process: carbohydrate metabolic process. Bases 188 to 1423 code for a protein of 411 amino acids. Lineage: Eukaryota; Metazoa; Arthropoda; Insecta; Diptera; Stratiomyidae. Gene Ontology annotation, molecular function: zinc ion binding; aldehyde-lyase activity. The record is from RefSeq and is a predicted model, not a curated record.
UUCACACCACAAGCAUUUCGAAUAUUGGAUAAGAAAAACAUCGAAAAGCCAACUUUACUUUUUCCUAAAUCAAGUCGUGAUUUGACCUUGGGUUGUGAAGGUGCUAUAGCAACCCGAAUAAACAAAAUUAUGACAACAUCAGAAAGUCAUUCAUUGUUCCUGCAUUUUGCAUUAAAAACUCCAGGUCAUGCCGGAAUCUGAAAUUCCCAACGAGGAUCAUCACGACUCAGGCUCAUCAUUGGCAUCUACACCUCCUCAUCGAGUGAACCAGCAUUUCGUAGGGGGUCGUUUUUUACCACAUUCGAUCAGCUCGGAUUCCUCAAUAGAAAUUGAUCCUGAUCUGGAAAAUGUUCUCAAUAUUGAACCACUUCCGGCCGAACCGAAUUAUGUUCCUAUUGUGUUACCUGUGGAGCCAACGUUUGAAGAGUUAUUACAUCGUGUUACCGGUCGUGAUGAUUUGCAGAAUGUAGAUACUCUGAAACUACGUGUUAUAUCCUAUAUGGUCAGCUUGCAAAGAUUGCCGAUAUUCAUGCCAAGAUUAAAUACAUUAAAUUUGGAGGGAAGUGUAGUAGGAUCACUUCGUGAUUUGGGUUGUGGAUUGGUGGAGCUAAAACAUUUGAAUGUCAGCAAUUGCGGUCUUCGAAGUUUAGAUGGAACUAAUGGCAUACAAGGCCUGGAGACUCUUGUGGCUGAUAAUAAUAUGAUAGAAAAUGUAGGCCCGUGUUGUAAUUUGACCGAACUUAAAAUGUUAAGUUUGAAAGAGAACAAAGUGAAGGAUAUGGGAAUAGUAAGUUUCUUGGCAAUGUGUCCUUUGCUAAAGGAGUUGAACCUAAGAGAUAACCCAAUAGCGUCGAGCCAAGGGUAUCGGCAGAACAUCAAAAAGCAUAUCCCUACUAUUGAAAUUCUAGAUGAUUCUCCUCUCUUGGAUAGUGCAGAAGGAGACGCGAACGCAAGAACCGAAUUAGAAGCAAGUCUUAGUUCCACAUCUAGUUUGGAAUCAGCAUCUAGCCUAUCAACACAAGAGUAUAGCGAAUACGAUAUGGGGUUUAUGGACUGCAGUCAUCUUCCCUCAACCAGUCAAGAGGCCUAUCGUCAAAUUCAAUCUGAUUGGGCUGAAACUUCGUUAGCUUCCGACACAAAAACUGUACGUGGAACAAUUCUGGAUAAAGUUCGGGGUCAUCGGAAAAUUAGGAAAUUGAGUUCAUCUCGGAUAAGUCUAACAAGUUCGAGUAGCUCAACUUCAUGUGAUUUACGAUUCGCUGACAAGUUGCCACAAAACAAUGUAGAACUGGAGUUGGGUAUAAUUGGCGCAAAGGAAGAUGAUGCUAUUUCCAAUGGAAGUGGAGUUAGUAUCGAUAGUUUACAACAAAUUAUCGAAAAAUGGAAAUUGGAGUGCAAGCGGAAAAAAGAGGAAAAUCAAUAAAAAUAUUGUGAAGCAACUUAAUUUGAAAUAUAUUUAUUUUUAUCUA